AUGAGGCCAAGGGGUCCUAUUUAUAGGCUUGGAGGGAAGCAGGUGGUGAUCUCCUUGCUUCAGGAAUGGCACCUCUCCCUUGUGUGGAACCAAUGGCGUGAAGACACCCUCCAGCAGCUUGGACCAAUCAUAUCCUUCCAUGACAAUGGCACCUUCCAUUGCUGCUGGUGUCGCCUCCUUACUGGUUUAGACCAUUCUUAUCAUCUCCAAGUAGCUGGUGUCGUCAUCCCAUUGCUCCAUCCGCCUCUUUCCUUUCGAGGAGGGUUUCGUACGUUUCCUCUUCCGGAGGGUUUCGUCCCCGUCGUGCUUGAGAAUUAA
This is a messenger RNA of Microthlaspi erraticum, 318 nucleotides long. NCBI's taxonomy places the organism in Eukaryota, Viridiplantae, Streptophyta, Magnoliopsida, Brassicales, Brassicaceae. The record is from the annotation of a GenBank genome assembly.